Daldinia childiae is the source of this 5544-nucleotide messenger RNA. RefSeq names its product Protein kinase rad3. Gene Ontology annotation, molecular function: protein serine/threonine kinase activity; protein binding. Gene Ontology annotation, biological process: telomere maintenance; DNA damage checkpoint signaling; protein phosphorylation. The record is from RefSeq and is a predicted model, not a curated record. Gene Ontology annotation, cellular component: nucleus. The coding region runs from base 1 to 5544 and encodes 1847 amino acids. NCBI's taxonomy places the organism in Eukaryota, Fungi, Ascomycota, Sordariomycetes, Xylariales, Hypoxylaceae. The transcript has 9 exons.
AUGACUGCGAUGAGACGCAUCGCAAAGCACUGUACAGAUUUAGACUUUCUGGAUAUAGAAAUUUCCAUAACUGCACAAUGGUGCUUAAAGUCGCUCCAGAGCUCUGUUAGAGAGCUUCGUAUUGCUGCCGGACGAACUAUUACCGUGUUUUUAUCCACAUCAACUCAUCCGAGCAUCACAUCAAAAGUUGUACAAAGGAACUGCGCAAAUGUUCUCAACAUACUUCGGUCUCUUUCGGACCAAGACAUGCCUCAGCUUACAGAAACUUGUAUUUUAGCUUGGUCUCAAGUUGGAAGUGUUAUAGACGAUGAUCAACUAAACCUCGUACUCGUGAAGCUGGUUGAUUAUCUAGGGCACGAGAGCAUGAUCAUAUCUGCAGCCGCAUUUGCCGAGAUAGUGAAGCUGGCUCGCUCUCGGGGUAUGGCUAUUCGGCAAUUCUUUGAACCGUUUUGGCGAUAUCUUGCCUUCUCCGCAACCAAAGAUCUCACGACCCGCCCAAAACUGACAAAGCUAUUGGCAGAGCUAUUAGAUAUGAGCGUAGUGGAGCUGCUACUGUACAUACAAAAAUAUGCUCUGCCCUGGCUUGUGCUUACCAAGAAGCGAGAUGUUAUUCAAAAGAUCGCCGAAGCUCGAAACGAAAAAGAAGUGUGGCAGCCGUGUCUGGACGAGGCUAACUUAGGCCCAAUACUGGCUCUUUUGCUUACCCAGGAAGCCCCUGAUAUUCAGCAAUUUUGUAUGGAGUUGUUGGGGCAUAUCUCGCUCCAUCUUAAUAAAUCGGGUGGUCUUCUAGAGUUACUUCGAAUAGAACCUAUCGGGACUACCUUAGAACUACUGAAGGCCGCAGGCGAUUCCGAAGAAGAUCGAAAACAUCACAUCCGCGGCGUCUUGAAUAAAGUGGCAAGCAUGAUGCUAGCGGGGAGUGGAGAGUUGAAACAGAAAAAAGUACACGCAUCAGGCCCCUUUUUACAGAGGUAUGCACUGGCACUCAUGGCCGGGCUAACUCAGGUCAUCAAUGAUGCGUCAAUCCGAACAUCAAUACAAGAACGGAAACGAUACAUAAAAGCGAUGGAGGAGAUGAUUCGAACUGGUAAACAGUACAUCCGUAUUGCUCGUCCGCAGAUCUCCGCUUGUCUUCAGGCGGUAAUGCUAUACGACGAACUUCGCUCCGCUGCGUUUUCAUGCUGGGCUGCAAUGCUUAUUCACUUGGAAGAAGAGGAUGUCGAGGCUCUUAUUGAAACGACAUUCUUCCUCAUCAGUCAUUACUGGUCCUCAUUCGACGAAGCAACCCAGAAGCUGACUCGAAAUUUAAUCGAAUCUUUAUUAGAAAAAGAGAGUGUGGUAUUAGAAGCGAUGAUUAGUAAACUGCCAUCGUUUAGUCACAUCAACAAUCUAUUAGAUAUCGAAGCUCAGUUGAGCAAGCUCCGUCAACCUGUAGACAGCAGGACGGCUUUCUCCUUGCUCGCAGAGAGAAUUCGCCAUGAGAAUGAUGGGGUCGUCUUGCUAGCACUGAGAGAGCUCGUAUCCUAUCUACAGAGGCAGCAAGACUAUUUACAGGCAUCCGCCGUUAGUGAGCAACCUGACUCUGUUGUGCCUAUCCUUGCUCGCUCGCUUCUUGAUUGCUCAUCGCGAUAUAACGGCGUCCACGGUGAAAUCUGCGAUCUCUGCACCCAGUGCAUAGGGUUGAUAGGUUGUCUAGACCCAAACCGCGUGGAGACAGUUCGUGCGGAGAGACAGAUCGUUGUUAAAAGUAAUUUUGAGCAUGCCGGGGAGACAACAGAUUUUGUUAUAUAUAUACUUGAGGAGGUUCUAGUUAAAUCAUUCCUUUCCGCAACUGAUACUAAUCUUCAGGGGUUCCUCUCAUAUGCCAUGCAAGAGCUUCUCGACAGAUCUGAUAUCAGAGCUGCCGUGGAGAUGCAAGGCUCUCGAGAGGCAGCACCUAUUUACCGCAAAUGGCUGACGAUGUCUGAAAAUUCUCGGGAGGUAUUAAUUCCUUUCAUGACUUCGAGAUACGUUGUCCAACCAAUGGCACCACAGAAGACAGAAUACCCCAUCUUUCGUCCCGGUAAGACAAGGUAUGCCAACUGGAUGCGGAAUCUCACCCUCGAUCUUAUGCGUAAACCGCAAGCUCCAUUUGCUCAGCUCAUAUUCGAACCCCUAUGUCGGGUGAUUCGAAUCAAGGACCUAUCAACUGCGGAAUUUCUAUUUCCUUAUGUAGUUCUUCACAUUGUUGUUGGUGAAGAUACGACGGACGAAGAGCGAUCAAAUGUUCUUAAUGAGCUUCUCAACGUACUUCAACACGAAGUUCCGAAUAAUGCUACUUACGAAGAGAGGGAGAAUCAAAAGUUGUACUGCGAGGCUGUGUUUCGUUUUAUUGACUAUGGUAUGCGAUGGUUACAGUUGAAGAGGAGUUCUGGUGGCCUUAAUCCGCGCGACCACGCUGCUAUGGAUAAAGUACAGAAGAUACUUGAAUCCAUUCCCGCUGAAUUGAUAUCGAAGCGGGCAGUAGAUUGCAAGGCUUACUCUCGAGCCUUGUUCCAUCUAGAACAGCAUAUUCGUCAGGUAGAUGAGGAGAAGAGAGGCACCGACGAGAGAGAGCGAUUCCUUCAAAGGUUGCAAGACAUAUAUACGCAAAUAGAUGAACCGGAUGGUUUGGAGGGAAUAUCAGCACAUCUGCACGUACUUGACAUUAACCAACAGGUUCGAAGUCAUCGGAAGGCUGGGAGAUGGGCAGCGGCACAGACUUGGUAUGAAAUCAAGCUGGCUGAAGAUCCUGAUAAUGUAGACGUUCAGAUCGAUCUCUUAACUUGCCUUAAGGAGUCAGGACAGCAUGAUGUCCUUCUGAAUUAUGUAGAAGGUAUCGAGAAGCACACCGCAAUAACGACGAUCAAUCGGAUAGUGCCGUACGCCGUAGAAGCGUCCUGGGCAACGGGAAGGUGGCAGACGAUGGAGAAAUUUAUUAGGAAGUACCAAGGAGAUCUUACGGAAAAUUUCAACGUAUCCAUCGCUCAAGCCCUUCUUUGCCUAAAAAGGGGAUCGACCAAGGACUUCGUCGAUCAGAUGAAAAUACUCAGGGACAGAGUCAAUGCUUCCAUGAAUUACUCAGUCACAUCAUCGCUACAAGCGUGUCACGAGCCCAUGCUGAAAUGCCAUGUCUUAACCGAUCUAGAGCUUAUUGCUGGCAUUAACAACGAUGGCAACCAACAUCCCCAGGAGGUGCUCAAAACUCUCAGCCGACGUCUUGAGGUUCUCGGAUCGUAUGUGAGCGAUAAACAGUACGUGCUCGGUAUUCGGCGGGCAGCUAUGAAAUUGUUAGGAUCGCGAUUCAGUGACCUGGAUAUUUCAGCUCUCUGGCUGUCAAGUGCUCGGCUUGCAAGAAAGACUAAUUCCAUGCACCAGUCCUUCAACGCAGUGCUCCAUGCUUCACAGCUGGGUGAUAAUUCAGCAACCAUCGAAAAUGCUCGACUCUUAUGGAAAGAAGGUCACAAUAGAAAGGCAAUACAGACGCUUCAAGGAGCUAUUGCUAGCCAAGCCUUUACCAGCCAUAGUUUCACCGAACAUGAAUCCUCUGAGAAAAACCUUGAGUCGCAACAGAGCAUGUUGACUGCGCGUGCUCAAUUACUUCUCGCAAAGUGGCUCGAUAGUGCAGGCCAGACUCAUGCAUCUGCGCUGCGGGAACAUUAUCGGAACGUCCCUAAAAUCUACGGCACGUGGGAAAAGGGUCACUACUACCUCGGCCGACAUUACAAAAAAGUUCUUGAAUCUGAGAAGGUUCUUAAACCGGAUGAUCAGAGUGACGAAUAUCUAACAGGGGAGACGGCGAAGCUCGUAAUCGAGAACUACAUCAGAUCAUUAAACUAUGGGGUCAAGUACCUCUACCAAACCCUUCCUCGGGUACUAACGUUAUGGCUUGAGAUGGGUGCUCAGGUCGAUAAAGCACCGGAAGGCAAGAUCUCUCUUUCCAAAGAGCUUCAGUAUCGUCGUAAAACACAGCUCGAGUCGCUUCAUAAGUAUCUUUUCAAAUCAAUUCAGCGGUUACCAGCGUAUAUCUUCUAUACAACUUUACCUCAACUAGUAGCUCGUAUCGCUCAUCCUAAUACAGAAGUAUUCAUGAUACUCGAGGAGAUCAUAUUGAGAGUUGUCGAGGCUCAUCCAAGACAAGCACUAUGGAGUUUGUUUGCUGUUAUGACAUCUCGGCAAGCGACUUCUGAACGGAGGGCGCGCGGUCAGCAGAUGCUACAAAAGCUCAGAGGUAAAAAUAAGAAGGUAGAGAACGGUACUUACGAUCUCAAAGCUCUGCUGCGAAUGGGUGAGAAGUUGGCAGAGCAGCUACUCAUGGCUUGUAAUAAUGGGGAUUUCCAGAGCAAUAGGACGACAGUAGCCAGCAUCACCCGAGAUUUGAACUUCAAUCACAAAUGUACUCCGUGUCCCCUCGUCGUUCCGAUCGAAGCCUGUCUCACGGCCACGCUGCCUACCCUCACAGAUAAUGUCAAAAAACAUAAAGCGUUUUCGCGAGACGUCAUUUCCAUUCAAUCAUUCCUUGACGAGGUUUUAGUCCUAGGUUCUUUAGCGAAACCUCGAAAACUUACAGCUCGCGGGUCAAACGGAGUAAACUAUGGUCUGCUCAUCAAACCUAAGGACGAUCUUCGAACUGACCAACGGCUAAUGGAAUUCAAUGGAAUGAUCAAUCGAUCGUUGAAGCGAGAUGCGGAAUCCAGUAGGAGACAACUAUACAUCAAAACGUACGCCGUUACGCCACUCAAUGAAGAAUGCGGUAUCAUCGAGUGGGUUGACGGGCUUAAAACACUUCGGGAUAUUCUCCUCGCUAUUUACCGAUCGCGUGGCAUUAUCCCCAAUUAUCAACACCUCGCACAGAUGAUGAAAGAUGCUGCCUCGGGAGACAAGAAUACCAAAAUAUUUUCAGAAACGAUCAUAGGAAUGUUCCCACCUGUACUUCCUAAUUGGUUCAUCGCGCAAUUCCCGAACCCUUCAGCCUGGUUCGCAGCUCGACUUAGGUACACAAGGUCGUGCGCUGUCAUGUCGAUGGUUGGUACCAUUCUAGGACUCGGUGAUCGACAUGGAGAGAACGUGCUCCUAGAAGAAGGCAACGGCGGCGUAUUUCAUGUCGACUUCAAUUGUCUUUUCGACAAAGGCCUUACCUUUGCGCAGCCUGAACGGGUGCCAUUCCGCUUAACGCACAAUAUGGUGGCAGCAAUGGGAAUUUACGGAUAUGAGGGGCCAUUUAGACAGUGUUCAGAGCUGACACUAAGCAUUCUUCGACAACAAGAGGAGACGUUGAUGACUAUUUUAGAAGCUUUUAUCUACGAUCCAACAUUAGAUUUGCAGCGAGAUAAGCGUAGAAAGAACGAGGUAGUCAGGCUUAACCCCCAGAGCGUGGUGGAUAGUAUUAAGAGGAAAGUUAGGGGUUUACUACCCGACGAGAGCAUACCGCUUGGAGUGGAGGGGCAGGUGGAAGAGCUGAUCAAGCAGGCUGUCAACCCAAAGAAUCUGUCGGCUAUGUAUAUUGGUUGGUGUCCGUUCUUGUAG